This is a messenger RNA of Rhinichthys klamathensis goyatoka, 902 nucleotides long. Its product is annotated as gastrula zinc finger protein XlCGF7.1-like. Bases 93 to 902 code for a protein of 269 amino acids. NCBI's taxonomy places the organism in Eukaryota, Metazoa, Chordata, Actinopteri, Cypriniformes, Leuciscidae. The transcript is spliced from 2 exons. The record is from RefSeq and is a predicted model, not a curated record. Gene Ontology annotation, molecular function: DNA-binding transcription factor activity; RNA polymerase II cis-regulatory region sequence-specific DNA binding. Gene Ontology annotation, biological process: regulation of transcription by RNA polymerase II.
AUGCUGGGGAAUAUUCCCAUCUUCCCACAGGAGAAGAAGAAGCAAGCAGGAGGAAUUACUCCAGGAGAAACUACGGACAUACUAUUGUAAAGAUGGAGAUUAAGGAAGAACCCGGCAGAAUAAAAGAUGAAGAUACAGAGGAACAAAUAGGAAAUGCAGUCGUUUCAAAGACUGAAGAGAAUUUCACACAAAAACCAGCUGGAAAAUCUGGAGUCAAAAGAUCUUUCACCUGCUCUGAGUGUGGAAAGAGUUUCAUUCAGAAAGGAAAUCUUAACAGACACAUGAUUAUUCACACUGGAGAAAAACCGUUCACCUGCUCUGAAUGUGGAAAGACUUUCAUACUUAUAGGACACCUAAAUGUGCACAUGAGAAUUCACACUGGAGAAAAACCAUUCACAUGCUCUCAGUGUGGAAAGAGUUUCACUCAGAAAGGCUCUCUCAAAGAGCAUCUGCGCCGUCACUCUGGAUUGAGAUCAUUCAGCUGUGAUCAGUGUGAUAAAACAUUUGUUUUUGAAUCAAGCUUAAGAAGACACCUUAAUGUUCAUUCGGCUGUGAAGCCUCACGUCUGUUCUGUUUGUGGAAAGAGUUUUUCACAUCUUGGAUCUUUAAAAGAGCAUGAGCGUAUUCAUACUGGUGUGAGACCUUAUAUGUGCUCUGACUGUGGAAAGAGCUGCACUUCAUCCAGCAACUUAAAAUCCCACCAGAGAGUUCAUACUGGAGAGAAGCCGUACAAGUGUUCACACUGUGAAAAGAGAUUCUCUCGGUCAGGACACCUGAAAGCUCACGAGAGAGUUCAUACUGGAGAGAAACCAUACCAGUGCUCUUCAUGUGAGAGAAAUUUCAGCCAUUUAUCUGCUCUACUGCGACAUGAGAAAAUUCAUUGCCUGAAGGUGUUUAAGUGA